This is a messenger RNA of Anneissia japonica, 552 nucleotides long. Its product is annotated as stress-induced-phosphoprotein 1-like. Bases 46 to 537 code for a protein of 163 amino acids. NCBI's taxonomy places the organism in Eukaryota, Metazoa, Echinodermata, Crinoidea, Comatulida, Comatulidae. The transcript is spliced from 3 exons. Gene Ontology annotation, molecular function: Hsp90 protein binding. The record is from RefSeq and is a predicted model, not a curated record.
CAGAACCCUCAAGUAAUUGAGUUAAAGGAAAAAGGAAAAAAAGCAAUGAGUGAAAAACGCUAUGAAGAUGCCAUCCGCUACUACAAUAAUGCUAUUGCACUCGACCCUGACAAUUACAUUUGUUACAGCAAUCGUUCAGCCGCUUAUGCCCAUCAGGAAGAGUACAACCUGUCCUUGAAAGAUGCAGAAAAAUCAAUUGAACUGAAACCUGACUGGGCAAAGGGGUACUCAAGGAAAGGUGCGGCAUUGGUCUACUUGGAUCGUUUUAAAGAAGCAAAAGAAGCUUACGAGGAAGGAUUGAAGUUAGAUCCACAAAAUAAAGGAAUGAGUGAGGAAUUGGAGAAGUGCAUUCAACGAAUGAAAGAUCCUGCUUUAAGUCAGCCAUUGUCAAACCCAUUUGCCAUGCCUGGAGUAGAUGAUAAAUUAAAAUCAGACCCAAGAACCAGCCAGUACAUGGACGACCCAGAUUACCAAAAACUACUGGGGACACUAAAAAGAGACCCAAAAUCGCUUGGAAGGUAUGCUAUAAUAAAAUAAUCAAAUGUACAAUUC